GAAUCAGCAGACGUUGGAAGUGUUGUGUAUUCUCUGGUCGCGCGAGUGCGGUUCGUUUGUUAUUUUGCUGUGUGUGGGGUGUGCAAGGGAAACAUAGUGCACACCGCUGGAUAUCAGCUAAAGAAGGCAGAUGAAGUUGGAGAAAAAAGGUUAGCCCUUCGCACAUAAUCGAUGGACGGGAAUAACAUGGAACGACGGAUGUGUAUCUCGCAGCAAGUAGGGUUAAUCGGGAGAAAGAAAAUGGUUCCGCAAUUGGUUGAAUUGUACUAGACUGUGUGGUAUUUUGGAUUCAGCGGAUCGAAAAUCAAUUCGCAAUAUUGUCCUUAACCGUGGGAGCUGUCGAAUUUUCUAUUAAAGAAGAAUAAAAAAGGAAAGCGGGAUGUCCAGAUUUUUCCCUGCGUGUGUGUUUGUGAGUAUCAGAAUUCAAUAGAAACUCGUUUUCGGAUGCUUUCGGAGUAUUGGUUGUUGCCGUGGAUGCAGUUUCUAACAUACUUUAAGGUACGGAUUCUGGAAUAACCUUUCAGUGCCGACCACUCAGCAGUACUGCACGUGUGAGCAAGAAACACUUCCAAAUGUGUACGAACGCAGUCGAACGUUGUCGGAACGAACCGCAGUGAAAGUUUGCUUUCUGUCCAACCGCAGACAGAAUUCCCUUUCGUGGCUACGAGCCGCGUUGUCGCGCUUAUCAAACGGUGCGCCCGUAUUUUUUUUUGUUUUCCUGUGUUGUGGUGUGUAGUGUAUUUAAGGCCAGCGUUUCCGCAACCGGAAACGCUACGACAACACUGACGGCGAUGUCCAGUUGGGCACAACGAAUGCACCGCCGGGCGGCGACCCUCGGCAGUGUGGUCACAUCGUGUGGCCACCCGGGGUCACCGUAUCCUCAUCGGCUCGAAAAGGUUAAGUUCGGCGUCCCGCUGGACGAGGUGUGCAAAAACGACAUUCCUGGCCCAUUGCUGGUGCUGAUACUGAAACUGAACAAGGAGGCACCGUUCCGAAAGGACGUCUUUCGGGCACCCGGGCAUCAGGGUGCCAUGAAAAAGCUGAUCCACUUUCUGCAGCAGGGUCGACUUGUCAACGUGGACAACUAUUCGGUGUACACGAUCGCGUCGGUGCUGAAAAAGUUUCUCCGCAAAAUCCCGGGGGGCGUUUUUGGUCGCGAUGGCGAGACGGAGUUGUUCCAGAUAGUGGACAUCGAUGAUGAGCUGAUUCAGCAGGAGAAGAUUCACAAGUUACUAAUGUCACUGCCUGGCCACACGCAGCGUUUGCUGGUGCUGCUGUUUGGCACAUUUCGGGUGAUAGCCAGCAACUCAGAACGGGCUGGCACCGGUAUGACCAGCGAGGCACUCGGGGUUUCGGUGGCGCCCAGCUUCUUCCAGUCCUGCGUCAGUGAUGGCAAAACUGCCCGGAUGGAGGACGUACUGCGGUACAAGGCGGAAGUGAAUGUGGCAACCAAGAUCAUGAAGCAAAUGAUCGAGCAGUUCGCCGCGUACGAUCUGUUUGGGCGGGACAACUACGAAUACUACGCCCGGGUUACCGGUCGGGUCCUGCGGGUUCAGGACGAGUGGAUCUGUUCGUUUCGCUAUCCGCCGCCACCUAGGGGGAAGACGGCCCAGCAGAACUAUGCGUUAAAACUAGCUUUAGAAACCGAGAAAACCUGGCUGCAGUGUGAAUGCGAACGAUGGGGCCUAAUCGCACAGGAGGAAUCGCACUCGACACCGGCCCUACUGACGACGGGCGGCCCGAAUGUGGGCAAUUCGGCCGUCUCCCUUGGCAUCAUUCCAGAGCAUUCGCUGCUCGAAUCCUGCGCCCGCCUGUCCGUGUCACUCGAGGGUCCCGGGAUCUUCAACGUGCAGAAGUCCAGCUGCUCGUCUUCGUCACACUCGUCCUCGUCUACGACCCGGUCCGGUUCGCAGCACCACAUGACACUGGACGAGCUGCGGGCGGUCAAUCGGUACGCCGAGAGUACCAAAAGCCUAUCCUACCUACCUCAGGUCCACGAGCGGCAGGCAGCUCGGAUGCGCACCAGAUCCGAGUGGUUCCUGGGAGCCCGCGGUGGCUCCCUGGAGCUGUGUCACGCACCGGAUGGCACGACGCUGAUGCACCCACCGAUUGUAACUUCGACUCCGAUCCCGGGCAGCAUCUUGGGCUCGGGUGGCGGCGGCAGUCUAGGCGUUGGAGGAGGACUAGGAGCGGGGCACGGUCACCAUCACGGCAUUAUCGUGGGAAACCUCGGUCUAAGUGCGUCGGCCGAAUCGGUGCAUCAGGUGAAGCGACCCAGUCGGCGAGGUUCCCGCCAUGGUCACCUGCACCGGAGCUCGUCACGGCGGAACAAGGAAAAUGGUUCAUCUCGGUCAAACAGUUUUCGCAACAAAAAUGCUGCCCCGAAGGGGGCUGGCAAUGGUGGCGGACCGCCUGGCGAUGUUACGGGCGGUCUGGGCAACAGCAGUUCAAGCAACACUGGAACGUUCGCCGGUCUGGGGUCCACUAAGGAGCACCAUCGAAUCCGAAAACAGCGGGCUGUUUCGUUCGAGCAAACGUCAGCACCGACCGGGACCACUAUAACAUCGUCCACUUCCGGGUGUCCGGUGGUGGUCGUGAUGGGCGUUAAUCCGAAAUGGCAUGAGUUCAGCAGUAAAUCGCUGGACGAUAAAAAGUUGCUCAGCAAGCAGAAUAACAUCACUGCCAUGUUGGACGGGGAGGACCUUCCGCUGGACGUGGGAGCGGGUGACGACAACAGCGAACCCGGUCCGGGCAGCCAACUGGUUGGCGGUGCCGACAGUGACGGUGACUGGCACAUGACAGACCAAAGCCAGCCGAUACAGAAACAUGAAAAACAGCAGUCGAACCCGGUCACAGCGGCAACCCAGCAUAGCUCGAUACUGCAUCACCUGAAGCCACCGCGGAUAUGAUUCUAAGGUAGCAUUACGUAAGAGAUCAUUUCUCGAUUUUUUUAGGCCUGCCCCCCCCUCUUCUAGGGAGACAAAGAUAUUCGAUUUCAUUCUGUUACUUUUAGUGUUUAGUGUGUAGGAAAGUCGCGCUCGGUUGACGUUUAGUUAGUGAAUUACGCAAAUUUUUUAUACAAAUAUAAGUAAGAAAGAACUGAACAUCACUGCGGAAGACGAUUAGAAGAGUUAUUCAUGGAUGGAUGAAAGAGUUGUGCUGGUUCGAGGAGAAUUUGUGGUUGGAAGCCUUCAAAAGAAGCUUGGUUUUACCGUAUUUCCUGUGAACAAAGCAAACGUUGGGUAUUGACAUUGACUGCUUUAAUCCUAAUGAUGAGUUAUUAUGAGCAAAUUAGAAAAUGUUCAUGUUAAGUUUUUGUUUGAAUUUCAAUUUCUUUAUUAAAAACUGCACUCGGUUACAUUUCCAUCACCACAGCGUAGCAUCUUGUGAGCAUCCUUGACUAACACGGCACUACUCUUUCAUACUUCUAAUAGUCUAAUAAUGCAUGUAAUCUAGGAGUUCCGAAUUAUUUUCUCUGUUCGGUUAUAUACAAACCAAUAGAAUGAGAGGAAAUAUACUCACCAAUAACGAGUAAUUUGAUUACCUUGUAGGCAUUCUGUAAACAAAAACAAACAUUGAAAGAUUAUAGGAGAAGAAAAAAUAUCGUACAACCGAAUGAAAGCCAAAUUCUAUUAUACUCUACCAAAUAGGCAAGAAUGCGACGAGUUUUUUUGCAACUUUAGUACAUAUGUUAUCUAACACUAGCGGAGAACCACUCUACCAAUUUAUCACCGGUGUAGUAGUAAGAUAACGGAUGAGGGUGUCAGGGUAUACUUAACUGUGUAAGGCUAAUCUUUGCUAAAUCGAACUGCACAUCUGAGUUUGUUAGAAUAAAAAUCGGAAACAACACGAAAAGUAUUAACCAGUUUUUAAAUGGAGACAACUACUCACUCAUACAAUUAUUGUACAACGUACCAGUAAAACAUUCAGCUUAGAUACUGAUUCAAGAGCAAAGAAAACCCGACCAGUGAACGUAAGAAUUUAUAGGCGUCGUGUAACUCAUAGAGUUGUAGCGCUGAGACAAUUUUUUAUACAGAGAGUAUCAUAAUCUUAUAAUAUAAAAAUUUAACUACUAUUAGAACAUUAUUCGAAAAAAAUAAAGAACAUUUCAGAUGCGCCGUUGGCAAUCGUAAGCGAAAGCUUACACUAUAAAUUAAUAUGAGAUCAAACAACAUACAUUCACAUUCCAUACUCUAGUUAUGGCAGACGCCAGCGGUCAGAUUAGAUCAAAAAUUGCUCAACCGAUGAAAGUAAAAAACAAAAAAGGCAAAGUAACAGCAGAUUAAACCGCAUUUCCAUCGAAUCGAUCUAUUUGUAGGAAAUCUCAUCCAAUAACACCUAGUUUGAGAAAAGUAAGUCAGCAAAAUCGGUUUAGAAUCUUAUGAUUACGAUCAAUAAACCCGUAAAGGAAAUAGAAUCGAACGGUUCCUAUUAUAGUUUCGUAAGUAAAGAACACACGCAUUUAUUGCAAUGUGUCGCAAGCUAAUCGAAUAUGUCAAAGUGAAAUUUAAAAGAAAAACUAAAUUAUUAAAAUGUCUAAGGGUGGAGUCAUGCGGUGGAACAGAACAGAACAAAGUUAUAGCUAAGACACAAACCCGAUUCAGACGUUUAGGGUGACAGCAUUGGCUAACGAUUUGUAAAGUAUUGUAUUAUUCCUCUGACUGUGUUUCAAUACGUUUUUAAAUUCAUAAAAACAACUUUCUUGUGAUAUAAAAUAAAUUCAAGAGGUUUCGAUAAUUCUUAUUACCAAGUAAAGCACCUUUUUUAUUUAACCAUGUUACCUUAAGCACAGAUAUGACAAGCAUAUGUUGACAUAACGCUAUCAAUGCUGUCCCACUGAAAGUUUUUCCAGUUACAUGGCCUCAGCUGUGGCACUUUGCUUACACACCGCUUGCAAUCAAAUGCCCUCAGUACAUGCAGUUCCAUCUUGUGUUCCGUAAGUGUACAAUUCGUUUCAUUUAAGUUUUUUAUUUAAAUAAAAUUGCAAUUAGAAUCACUUCCGAACUAAGCUGUACUUACUGAAGGAUCGUAAUUUUUCUCUCCAGCCUCGUUUCAGUUCAAAAUAAAUGCAUCCACCGAAUAUCCGAUCUAGCCUAACAUAAAGAAAAAAUAAGAAUUUUCUAAAUUUAAGUUUGUAACAGCUAUACAACUACUACAACGAUAAAUUUGAAUCAACAAAGAAAAAAUCACUAUGGAGUUUUUAAAAGCAACGGAAACACUGAAAGAACAGUGAAAAAUAUUUUCAACUUAAGCUAUUUUAUGUAAUUUAAAACUUAUUUGGUAAACUUUUGUAAAUUUUGUCAGUUUUGAAAAAAGAUUUCACGAAAACACGGCAAUCACUAUCUAGAAAUAAAAGAUACAAACCAAAAAACAUCGGCAUCAACCCAAAACCAUGAAACUGUACAUUCUUAUGCUAAGCUGAGCCAGCCAAGCCAGAGCAGGACUUUCGGGGAGGGAAGAAAUUCACGCGACAGUGGGGCGUGCGUAAGCCCGUUUCGUAUUUGCAUACAAAACAUGUGUUCAAUGUAUUGAAACUAGGCGGAAUCAUGUUUAUUUUUUGUUUUGUACUUUUUUGUUGGGUUUUCAAAUAUUACACCGAAAAUAUUUAGCGAGAGUGAGCGAGACGGAAAAGAAGAAGAUAAAUAAUAAAAUUUUAUUACUUUACUAUCAUCAA
Messenger RNA from Wyeomyia smithii (pitcher-plant mosquito), 5674 nucleotides. RefSeq lists its product as uncharacterized. Lineage: Eukaryota; Metazoa; Arthropoda; Insecta; Diptera; Culicidae. The coding region runs from base 792 to 2909 and encodes 705 amino acids. The record is from RefSeq and is a predicted model, not a curated record. The transcript has 9 exons. Gene Ontology annotation, molecular function: GTPase activator activity. Gene Ontology annotation, biological process: signal transduction.